GCGCAGCGCAUGACCCAUAUCAUCUAUUACUUGACCUACUCGAAAACUGGCUGCAAGCAGAUGGUAGCAGCUCCAGGCAUCAAGAAUAUCGUCGAUGACCCAUGUGAAUUCGUAAAGCGUAUCAAAACCAACAAACGUCUCAACGAUAAAAAAGGCCAAACUCUCCAGAGAAACAAAGAAGCCCAGAAUUCGCAGAACCCUGAAGCCAAGGCCACCGAACCCAAAGGCAAAGGGGAAAAGAAGGCUGAAAAGCCUACUGCCUCGGCCAUGGAACUGCCACACGCUGCUCAGGAUUCUCCAGGCCCUAUGGGAGUCCAGACGCCUCAGAUUCUUCGACAGACAGAGGCAAUUCCUGCCACUACGCAGAGCCGUCAGAAGCCUGACCCUAUUGGAGUGCGAAUGCCUGUGCACCCAAGCCUGAACGGGCCUAUGUCUGCCACUCCGACCGCCCAGCAGCCUGGCCUUGUGGGAAUUCGAACCCCUGUGCACUCAGGCAUGAACGUGGCCCUGACUAUCACUCCAGAGAGCCGUCAGAAUUCUGGCGUUAAUGCAGUUCGAAUGCCUGCACACUCAAGCCUGAACGGGGCCAUUUCUACCACUCCAAGCCCUCAACAGCCUGGCCUCGUGGCAGUUCGAACACCUGUGAACCCAAGACCUAACGGGAUCAUGUCUACCGCUCCAAGCCCUCAGCAGCCUGGCCUUGUGGCAGUUCGAGCGCCUGUGAACCCAAGACCGAACGGGGUCAUGUCUACCACUCCGAGCCCCCGGCAGCCUGGCCUCAUGGCAGUUCAAAAGCCAAUGCACCCAAGCCUGAAUGGGGUCGUGUCUACCGCUCCGAGCCCUCAGCCUGGCCUUGUGGGAGUUCGGACACCCGUGAACUCAAGACCGAACGGGGCCAUUUCUACCACUCCGAGCCCCCAGAAGACUAACCUCAUGGGAUUUCAAACGCCUAUGCACCCAAGCCCGAAUGGGGCAAUGUAUACUGCUCCGAGCCCCCAGAAGCCUGGCAUCAGAGUGGUUCGAACGCCUCAGAACCCGAGACAGAAUGGGGCUAUAGCUGCCAGACAGCAGAGCCCCCCGAAGCCUGACGAUCUCUCUGGUUUCAUAAGCCCGGAGGCGAUGCAAGGUUUUAUCACCGGCUUGUCUGCCUAUGACCCUACUCCCGUUCUGCGGGAAGCUCCAGUGGUCACUGCCAGUCAGGGGGCAUUUGAUGGCAACCCUGCUACUGUUUCACGCAAUCAGAUGCGUGCCGCAACCCCCAUGAUGGCUCCUGCCUCUCAGCCCAUGAACAUGCCUGCUGUCAUGGGAAAUGUCUAUCCAUAUGGCAUGCAAAUGACGCCUUCGCCUGCCAUGUACCAUCCUAUGUUCCAGCAAAAUAUGGCUAUGGCUGGCUUCUAUCCUUCACCUGCGGUACAAAACCCAUAUGCCACCCCGAUGCAUUCACGGUCUACCUCUGGUGCAAGCCAGCCCUCGAUGUUGGGUUCCCCCUAUCCUACUCCUCAGAGUUUCCAUCGUGGAAUGGCUGCCUCUGGUAUGGAGAACAGGAUCCCCACGAACAUGAUCGCGGCGCCUGUACCCAAUGGGCCUCAGAAGCGGUCGAUCUCUCAAGUCUACGGCCAGCAGUACGAUAACUUGCCUGCCAAUAAGCGUCAGUGCUGAUCCCGGAUCCUCGCACACCAUGCCGAUCCGGAGGCUGUCUCCUCUGCCAAAUACCUUACUAUUUUUGACGACUAUCGAGUUUCCAUAUCUCUGAUUCUGUGAUUGAUCAUGUUUUCUGCUUCUCUCCCUCGACGGCGUCGAAUUUUCCCCU
Penicilliopsis zonata CBS 506.65 is the source of this 1810-nucleotide messenger RNA. RefSeq lists its product as hypothetical. The transcript is spliced from 3 exons. The record is from RefSeq and is a predicted model, not a curated record. Bases 10 to 1659 code for a protein of 549 amino acids. NCBI's taxonomy places the organism in Eukaryota, Fungi, Ascomycota, Eurotiomycetes, Eurotiales, Aspergillaceae.